AUGGUCCGGGUGCGCGUGCAAGUUGCUGGGCAACAGGUGGAGUUGGCCUGUCCCAAGCGGGAGGCGGCGCACUUCAGGGCGAGGCUGUUGAGCUGUGAGACAGCUGCACGCCUCUUCAGAGAGGCUGACCGGUGCCGGGCAGAGCUUCGCGUUGUCAGGGCUCCGGCGCUGGGCCGGAAGCAGCGGAGGAAUUCGCAGAAGCGCUGGCAUUGUUGCCCACUGGUGCGACGAGCUCCUCACAAUCUUCUCGCGAGCACUGGCCGACCGCGCAUCUUCGUGUCCGCAGUUGUUCGACACUCCAAUAUCGGCCAGUGCGCCGAGAAGGGCCUCUUGAGUGUGGCGCUGUGCCACUCAACGCUCAGGUCUUGUAUGGAGGUUGGAGACGUUGCGUUGCUCAUCUCUUGUUCACGCCAGACUCCGAAGGUCGAGCCACACGUGUACAAGGAGGCCCUGGACGGCAACCGACGGUUGGUGUCGGUGUUCAGAGUCACCGAGCGUUUGUCGCCAGCGGAGUACCACACGCAGUUCGGUGAGCGCACUGACAGUUGGUACAGGAAGAGUCGCAAAGGUGACACUGUGAGGUGGCUGGUGGAUGGCACCGAACUGUCCGAGAGGCCACAUCGGCUCGGUGCUGGCGGCGAGGUGCACAAGCUUGGCGGCUCCGACCUGCGUGGCAUGGUGCUCCUGUCGACCUGUUUUGUGCGCUUCCCUGCAGAUCUCAGUGGCUCACCCGCUCUGCCGGCGAGCUUGACGGACCACCUGGCGAAGAGCUGGAGCUGGCGUGGUCACUACGAGCUCCCCACACGAGUGCUCAUCCGCGCUGGGACAGAGCAGUUGGCUGUGUGGCCGGAGGCACUUACGGGUUUGGGCAAAGGUGCUGGGCGAGCAGAAGUUGCCAGGGCCCAGACCAAGGAUGCGAAGCUGCUGUGCUUGAUGGGGCUGACCAGUGGAGCGAAGGCCAAACCUGCGGCUAAGCCCGCGGCAGCGCCAGCCAAAGCAGAGCCAGAGGCGGCGCCUGCAGACGCAGUGCGGGCCGAGUCCACGGGCAGCCACGCCGGCCCACCGACGCGGCCUGUUCUCCCGAGCGAGGAUUUUGUGGGCGAUGCUGCGCCCAUCAUCACCAAGAUUGUGGAGUGGACCAAGCCGCAGCUGCAGAAGUUGGCUGCAGACAACGGCUGGCUGAAGCCAUCAGAGACCUUGGACGGCCUUGGACCCUUGCCCUUUGCUCCCUCCGGUGCCGACAGGAGCACUUACAAGGAAAGCUUCCACAUGGCAAAUUGUGCCAAAUCUUUGCGGGCCGAGCGGCUCUACGAAGCUGGCGGCUCGAUCCAUUGGUUGCAUAUGCUUCCCAAUAGCAGCUAUGUGCAGGUGUGGUGGCCCGAGGUCAUGGCUGCUACGAACCUUUUGCGCGCUGUCCCUGUCCCGGGCGCAGGGGGGCGAUGCCGAAUGCUGUGGCCCAUGACUAUGGAGGCCUACGUGGCACCAGAGAACAUUCCGGACGAAGCUAGCGGUUGGCCGUGCGGCCUGCAGCUUUUGCACGGGCACAGCCUCGUGUGGGCCUGGUGGUGCCAGGUCUACAAGUGCGUUGUGGACACCGACUUGGAGGCCCUGCGCUUGCUGUGGGAGAGCGCCCUCACUGCCACAGUUUUGAUUCGAGUGCUGGCUGGCCCUGCGGAGGUGGCUGCCGCCAGUGUUGGGGCGGCCAAUGCCGUGGCAGACCUGUCCGCGCUGCAGGACAGCUUCCUCACCUUUGCUCACAAGGUGGCGGCGAUCGUCGAAGGCCUCCCGAAGGCCGAGAAGGCCAACCAGACGAAGACAUUCGGAGCCUUGCAGGCCCGGUUCAAGGACCAGCUGCGCUUUUCCACAAAGCCGCUCAACAAGACCAUGUUGAACGCCGCGCUGGCUGUGGGCAGCAGUGACCUUGCGCAGCUUCGCCCGCAAUCGGCGGAGGAGGGCCAAGAGACCACUGGCCGCGCAGCGGAGGAGGAAUCCAUCGUUGCAGCGGCCAAGAAACAGAUGCCGGAGCGCGAGCACGCCUUGCUGGAUCUUUUCCAGGAGGCUUUGGGUGGCGAGUUUGCCGAAGACCUGGCCAAGAUUUGCGGCGAUAGCAAGGCUGAGCACCAGAAGAUCUUGGAGGCCUUGGAGAAGGACCAGGAGACCGGUCUUGGCCAGCGGGUGGCGACAGCCUGCGCGGCGCUGAGCGAGAGGAAGGUCGAGGAGAAGAAGGCCUCUGCGCCGUCCUUGUCAGUGCGGCAGCUGGCUCGCAUGGGAUCCGACAGUGACACCUUGGAGGCGGAGCGCCUGCAACGGGCACAGAGAGAGCGGGAUGAGCUUUGGGAGAAGGCCGUGGCUGUGCGCAAGACACACGUGAAGAUCGUGAACUUGGCCGAGAUCAAGCCGAAGAAGCCCACGACAGCCAGCGAAUUUGUGAAGGUGAUCUUGCACAACCGCUCUAGCAAGUCGGAGUUGGCAUUGAACGAGAAGCACCGCGGUGUCUUCGUGAGUGCCGAUCUGAUCAGUGACGGUGAUCCUCCUUGGUCGGUGGCCACUAUGUGGAAGGAUGGGCAGCAGAAGUUCAAGCUUUCCCUGGCCACCGUUGGUGAGCUGGGGCAGCGGGAGGCCGAGUUCCACUUCUUGUUCGAUGGCCGGAACAGGGACAGCCGAAAGCAGAUGGAGGAUACGUUCCAGAAGGUGCCCAACACAGAGAUCUGCGAGCUGUGGUUGAGCUACAGCAAGGCUGGGUCAGUGGGCCCAGUCUGGAAGGUGUUCGGCAGCGACGUGGCGAGGGAGAUCGGCUUAGUCCGCUUGCCCGCUGCGCGGGUUCGUCUCUCGUGCAACCCCCGGGAGGACGACUUCUGCCGGAGCGAUGAUGCCACGACGGCUGACUGCACAUACGAAGGUGUGGAGCCGCAGGCUGUGCAGCGCCUGCCGCGGAUCUCUCGGGAGUCGAAAGCGACCAUCCACAACUUGCCGGCAGAGUACGCUCAUGCCCCUGACUGCUGGACCUCGGACGCCGUGCCGCUCUUCUUCCGUGAGCAGCUUCUUGGCCAAGAUUUGGCGAAGCCCGGUGCCUUGUGGGAUGCACUGCUGAAGAAUUUCAGCCUCGCCACUGUGGAGGACCUCUCGCCGGGAAGUGGCUCGCUUGCAACGGCGUGCAUGCGGAGUGGCGUUGGCUGUGUGUGCUACGUGUGGAGCUCGCUGCACGCCACAUGGCUCGGCAACGUGCUGAACCGGGAGGCUGCAAAGCUGAUCGUGGACACCGACAGCGUGCUCUACCAGCAGAGCUUGGCAGAGGCAUUGGCCCAGAUGUUCAGCGACGAGCUGAAGGACGCUGCGGAAGAGGAGCCAGAAGAGCCAGCCGUCGAAGAGAAGUGA
Molecule: messenger RNA, 3375 nt
Organism: Durusdinium trenchii
Lineage: Eukaryota; Dinophyceae; Suessiales; Symbiodiniaceae
Source: the annotation of a GenBank genome assembly